This is a messenger RNA of Megalopta genalis, 4941 nucleotides long. It is a transcript of the gene Mkp3, whose product is annotated as Mitogen-activated protein kinase phosphatase 3. Lineage: Eukaryota; Metazoa; Arthropoda; Insecta; Hymenoptera; Halictidae. Gene Ontology annotation, molecular function: MAP kinase tyrosine/serine/threonine phosphatase activity; protein tyrosine/threonine phosphatase activity; MAP kinase tyrosine phosphatase activity. Gene Ontology annotation, biological process: peptidyl-tyrosine dephosphorylation; negative regulation of MAPK cascade. Gene Ontology annotation, cellular component: cytoplasm; cytosol. The record is from RefSeq and is a predicted model, not a curated record.
UUGCCCAUUCUGUACGGGAGAACGGUCGAGUUAAGGUGUGGCCUGCGGCGGGCUGGUCGCGAGAGGAUCCGUAGGAGCGCGAGCGAGACAGCGGGACAGGGUCGUGGCACGGGCUAGAGAAAGACGGGAGGAGGCCAGAGAGACACAAUCCGUCGUCGUCGGUGGUGCGCGAAGAUAGAGAGGGACAGAAGGAGAGACGGAGGAAAAAGAGGAGAGACGAGAGAGCCACGGCGAGGAGAGCGGAAAAAAGGGAGAAAAAGAACAGGAAGUCGGUACGGCGGCCGACGGAAGACGCGUCGAGCGAUGCUGGAGGGAUUCGUGAGGUGAGGGCGACGGUCUGCUCUCGGGCCGAGUACCUUGUGUUCGCUUCGGUCCAGCGUCGGAGCCCCAGCAGCAUCCCUUUAUCGGGAGAGGUCGCGGAGGAACGUCCCGCUUCGCCGCCUGCCCCGACGGUUCGACGCGUUUGCGAGUUUCGGAGCAGCCAGAGCCCCAGCAGCAGCCAGGACACACGCAGAAUGCCACCGAGGAUCCCGAGGAGCGGAGAGACGCGAGGUUCCCGGGAGCCCCGCUCGGGAUAAAUCGGAUCGAGGCUCGGCGGCGUGGAUCAUGCGUUUACCGAACGGGACACAGUCCGCGGCUCUAGCGUUAAUUGGGCCUGUCGUCUUUAUUUACGAAAGGAUCAAUAAUCGAGACGAGCUGCUGCCGCUGCUGCUGUUUGCCGCGGGGAAGGAGAGGAGGGCGACGACGGUGGAGGAGGUGGUGGAGAUGGUGGAGUAGAGCGGCGGCCGACCGACUGCCGCAGGAAGUGAUGGUCAACACGUGAGAACGACGCCGUGGAACGUGGACGCAAGCCCGGGACCACGUCUCGGACGCACAUGCUCUGUCACGCAAUUUCAAGUGCCAUUUCAUUGCAUUCGAUGAAUGCCCAUCACACGGAUGACUCUCCUGGCCCAGCACCGUACGCCUGUCUACGGUCCAUGGAGCAGAAUCAUGCGCCUGCACCCUGACCGUCUCGUAGCAGCACACGGUAACAUGCUGCUGGAAAGUGCCAUAGGGAGUUGGAGACCUUUGGAACACUGCGAAGCCUGAGCACAGCCUUUUUGGAGUACGAUGGGAGACAGAGAGGUCACAGGGACCAGGGGAUUUCCUCUGUGAGGAUAUAAGAGGGGCAGGCGUGUUUCAAAUGAAUUGAAGACCAAAGAAGCAUCAGGAAUUUGAAUUAAAGCCCGCAACAUGCCGGGAGGAAGUGUUAUGGAGGAGGAUCUCGUGGGCCCGGAGUGGCUCUUCAGGGAGCUCAGGUCUCAGGAAGGCCCUGACAAGCUCCUCAUCCUCGAUUGCAGGGCGCAUUCCGAUUUCUCUGAGACCCAUAUAAGAGGUUCGGUUCCUUUAGCUAUACCUAGUAUCAUGCUGAGACGGCUAGCAGCGGGCAAAGUUGACCUACUGUCAACGAUACGGUGCUUAGAUCUAAGAAAUAGGGUUGAAGUGUUUCUGUGUGGAGACGAAAACAAUAGAGGAACAUUCGUGUUAAUCGGUGACUCUACAGACCCUGCAGGACAUCAGGGUGAAACUAUCCAGGUCUUGAGUCGGAGACUCAGAAGCAGUGGAGGAUGUGUAGCUAUUUUAAUUGGUGGUUUUAGUGCAUUCAGAGAUAAAUAUCCUGAAUGGUGUGAAGUUAGUCAAGUUGGAGGGGAAUGUCCUCCAGGUCAAGACUCCAAUGACGGUGAAUUGAUGGGUCUUAGAUCCCUUCGAAUAUCCACUCCACCAACAAGGUCUUACUCAGAUUCUGAUAGUGAUAGCACGUGUGAUUCUGUUGGACCCGAGGAGGAUAAAGACUUUCCAGUUGAAAUUUUGCCUCAUUUGUAUCUUGGGAAUGCAGCCAACAGCGAGGAUAGGGACGCGUUAGCACGUCACAGGAUACAAUACAUUCUCAACGUAACCCCAGAUUUGCCAAAUGUAUUUGAAAGCGCUGGUUCGAUAAAAUACAUGCAAAUACCCAUAAGCGAUCAUUGGAGCCAGAACUUAGCUAGUUUCUUUCCACAAGCAAUUCAAUUCAUCGAGGAGGCACGAAGCUCGGACAAGGGCGUGUUAGUGCACUGUUUAGCGGGGGUCUCGCGGUCCGUGACGAUCACCGUAGCCUACCUGAUGCACAAGUGCAGCCUCAGUCUGAACGACGCUUUCAACUUAGUUCGUAGUCGGAAGUCGAACGUUGCGCCGAAUUUCCAUUUUAUGGAGCAACUGCACAGCUUCGAGAAGGAGCUGAGGGACAGGGGGGACCGUAACAGGGGCAACGAGCAGCGGUGCAUCGGCGCCUGCAGACCGGGGGGCCCGUGCAACUGUCCGGCGCCGAGUUUCCUCAGCCCGAUCGAUUUGGGCCUCAGUCCCGAUUCAGGUAUAGAAUUCGAUAGGUGGGCGGCGAGCACGCCGGCCGAAUGAGACGGGCCAGGGGGGACCCAAUACAAAUUUUAGGUCCCUCCUAGUGCGCCCCAUGCCAUAGUAGAAGAAGAGCCCUAAUUGAAGGGUACGGGAAACGAAAUUUACAUUCUGCGUCGCGGUAUCGACGACGACAGGCGGUGUCGAGAUACACAUACAAUGUAGACACGACCGUGGUUGUUAAACGGCUCAGCCUUUCCGCUAUUUUUCUACCAGAAAUACUUUCUCGCGAGCCAUUCUCCUCUUGUCGCUUGCGGGAGUGGCCACUGGGCUUUUUCUGUUCCAAAGCUGUACGAUGUUUCCACUUUCUAACCCUUUGAGGACGAGUCUGUUCACGCUCUUCCUUUCUAACAGUAUUCGAGACUCUAAUCCGGUCCCCUGAGGAAAAUUUUAGCUAUUAGAAGCUAUCUUUCUUUUUCCUUUCUCUUACAAAAUGGCUGAGCUAGCUACACAUUUUUAGUCAGCUAAGAGGUCGUGAGUUUGAUGUAUGAAAACGUUUGGAGAAUGUCCUCAAAGGGUUGAUGCGACGCAGGGUCGUGUUAUAGCUUAGGAAGAGAGAGAAAUAGCGUUCUCUGUGACUAUUUCUUUGUCUAAGUUGGUCGCGGAUAGCGUUGAUCACUGAAAGUAUUUUAUAAUUGAAAGCCGCGCCGAUUCUUAGGCGCGCUGUUGUGAUUGUACGUUAUGAGAUUAUGCUUCCAAGUCCGAGAUUUUCUGUGCAGGUCGUAAUAGCGUCCGAGACGUGUUGAGUUCGUUGGUCAGCGCUACGUUGGUCCCCCCUUUUUCAGCCGGCAGCCCCCCUCCUCCUCCCCCAUACAUUUCUAGUGAAAAUACACUUUUAUACGUACACUAUACUCCUCGAAAGACGAAAUCUAUAUUUUUAAUACUUACUCCCUGAACCCUUCAAUUAACGAGGCUGUGUUUGUUUAAUCACAGACGAUGCUUACUGUGAACAGGAUUCAAUUGAGACAGAAAAGAAAACAAGUAAUUUCUAUGAAUCGUCGAACCCAGGCAAUCACAUGUAGAAACUAUGGAAAAUGAAAACGUUUUAAAAAAAAAUGAGAGAAAGAGAGAGAGAGAGAAAGAAAGAAAGAGAGAGAGAGAGAGAUCACUGCUUGACACACUAAUUUUUAAGUUAUCGGAGGUACAAAAAUUUGAAGAAUGUCUCGUACUCAACAGUUAGUUGAUAAAGUAAAUAUAUAUAUAUGUACACAUAUGUAAAGUAAUUUGAAACUCAAGCGUAAUUUUUGACAUAGUUUUUCAAUACACAAAAGUGACUUAUCUUGAGAAAAGGGUAUUUCUCUCGGUGCACACCGCUCUAGCAACAAUUUGCAGAGUGGUGUGCACGUGUUUUCUCGAGCGAACAUCUCGGUUAAAUAAAUUUAAGGAGUACAUCUUAUGCGGAUCAGUGCAUUUCUAUAGGGCAUUCCGAAUUUCUUCUACUUCCAAAACGAAAAUCGGGGUCGUCGUGCACAAAUACAAUCGUCCUCAAUGUUUUUCACUCAUGUUUCAACAAAUGUCAACGAUUGGACUGCAGAUGUUCAUGCAAAUUUCCAUUUUUAUAGACUACAUCGACCUCGUUACAAAAAAGUAACCCUAGAAUUGUAAUUAGAAAAUAAUCUACACAUUUUAUUGCGUCUUUUUAUCUUUUUUUUUUUUUAACCGUGCAAAGAUGUCUGCAGCCCACUGACGGUGGAAUUAGGGUCUUUUUUGGUCAAUUACAGUCGGUUACAAAAGUUUGCACACACCUGCCAAAUUAAAAAAGGGUUUCAGAAGUUUUGUGGACAUUUCUGUAGAAACUGUAAAAAAACGUCGUUGUCUCUUUUGUCUUAAAAACCUCACGAAUGUCCGCAAAACGUUCGAAGCAACUUUUUUUUCUGUUCUGGUAAGGGGAUGUUCGAAGUUUCACGGAGUUGUUUUUGCACCGCGAUCCUUGAUCCUGUACGUCGACAAAAGGAUGCAACUAACGAAUGCUGUACAGCAAUUUGAACACUAAAUUUUUGAAUUGUACGAAUCAGCACUGUUUCUAUUUACCUUACAGAUCUCAGAUAUAUAUUUAAAAUUAUUUUUGUAAAAACGAAGAAGCUAAUCGCAUUCACAUUCCCACAAUGAGCCACAUUGACCUGAUAUACUUGUAACGACUAUCUUUCAUGUACUAUAUGUAUUGUUCAUCGAGCAUAAUUGAAAAAGUUAAUAUGAGUGUACACACAUCGAACAAACACCGACACACUACAAUACACACACACACGCACACGCCGCAUACCCACACGUACACACACUCUCACAGUGAAUGUUAUUUUUCAUGUAAUUAACUAAAAAAAAGUUGCGGUAACGAACUCUUGACUAUUUGCGAGGGCGAAAAUUGAUAUACAACUAAGGAAAUAUAUAUUUGACGUUAAUGUAAUAACAAUAUUCUACUAUUACACUGUUGUCUGUUGUAUGUUUAUCGGGCGUGAUGCUCGAAAGAUUUAAUCAAAUAUUAUGUAUAUUACAUAAAUUAUUAUUUUAUAUUCA